AUGUCGGCCACUUCGAUUAUCAGUUCGGGCUCUGAGACCCUGGAUGCGUGGACUCGUCGCUCGCCGCCCAAGAUCAAGGUUGAUCUGUCUGGACAAAAGGCGGGCAUAGUCAAUUCAUACACAACAGGAGAAAGCAUUGAUGGCACUGCCACAAUCAGUGUUGAGCAAGACACGCGUUUUGACGAAGUUGAGAUUGUCUUUGAAGGUACACAACACAAGACCCUGCUGAACAGCAAUGAAGCUAAUGCCGUGACAGGCACGUCACGAACCACAGUUGAACGUGCAUCAUGCCCCGGCCGUACAGGAUCGCAACAGAUGUUCCUCAAGUUGCGCCAACCAAUUGACGAGAAUGAAUAUCCCGCCCCUCGCAUGCUAGAGGCCGGUUGUUCAUACCAAUUUCCGUUCACCUUCGUUGUCCCAGAUCGCUUGCUUCCCCAGGUCUGCACGCACGCCAAGAACAAUGCGCACAUUGAACGGUCCCACACUUUGCUCCCUCCCACCUUGGGAGAUCCCAUGCUCGCCAGCAAUGGCAAGACACUAUUGGAUGAUAUGGCCCCGGACAUGGCACAGAUUGCUUACAUUAUUCGUAUCUCCGUGCUGAAGAGGCAGCAAAACGGGAACGCACUCAAGGCUCUCGGCGCCGUUGCCAAGAAGAUCCGUGUCAUCCCAACUGUCGAUGAGGAGCCACCCGUAGAGAUUCCCCCCAACUCCUCUCUCUGCAUGCGCAAAGAGAAGAGCGUGAAGCGGGGAACCUUGCGGGGCAAGCUUGGCCGUCUUGUCGCUGCAUCAUCUCAGCCGAAGCCCAUCCAAUUGCUUCCUCCCAGCUGCGAGCCUAAGGAUACUGUCAGCACCGUGGCAACCGUCAAUCUGCGCUUUGAUCCUAUCGCAGACGAAACGCCACCCCGACUGGGAUCGAUGACGAGCAAGCUCCGUGCAAACACUUUCUUCAGCUCUUCGCCAUGGGAGGAUUUCCCCAACUCGACUGGCAUGUCCUUUGCCCAAAUCGGCCGCGGUCUCUACAGCGAGAACGUGCACCUGUCCACCAUGUGCGUGGAAUCAGCACAGUGGACCAAACAAACAACAGACGACUCCCUCCGCCGGGACUCCGCAGACUCGUCCUCUUCAUCUGGAUCAGUGGACUCUACUGGCCCAUCCUCCGAAUUCAGCGGAAACACAUAUUACACAGCAUCAGUCGUCAUUCCAAUCACUCUCCCCAAAUCCAAAGCUUUCGUCCCAACCUUCCACACCUGUCUCAUGUCCCGCACCUACGCCUUGGAUCUUUGCCUAUCCUACCACACGCCCGCGGCCAAUGUUAUCACACCAACCGUCACCCUAAGCAUUCCAGUCCAAUUCAGCAGCCAAACAAAAUACGCCGAGUCCCUCAAGACUUCCCUUGGUGUGUCAGUCACACAAGAAGAACUGGAUGAAUUCUUCCACCCUCGCAAUGUCACCUCUCCCGUCAACUUCUCUGAUAGUCCGGCCAGGGAGGUCGUUGUCAAUGUGGAUCUCGCCCCACCCGAAUAUUCGGAGAGAAUUGGUGCUCCGGCGUCGCGGACCGUGCGAGCUGCGAACUAA
This is a messenger RNA of Penicillium antarcticum, 1575 nucleotides long. RefSeq names its product arrestin (or S-antigen), N-terminal domain protein. The transcript has a single exon. Bases 1 to 1575 code for a protein of 524 amino acids. The record is from RefSeq and is a predicted model, not a curated record. NCBI's taxonomy places the organism in Eukaryota, Fungi, Ascomycota, Eurotiomycetes, Eurotiales, Aspergillaceae.